UAUCACUUUGUGGGGACCGCAACCUGACAGCACACUCACGUUGUGGGGCCCGAAAAACUUUGUGGGGCCAUUUUGCUGGACCCCACAAGGAUUAUCAUUGGAAUGAAUAGAAAACACUUUGCUGAUGUCUAGUGUAGAAAUCUGAGUUUGGCCCACAAGUGAUGAAAAAAAAAAAAUAUGUGUUUAAGUGUGCUAAGAUUUUGCUCACUACUGCCCCCUUAUUUCGCUUAAUGGUAGUGCACUCUCACACACUCGCACACUCGCAGCCAAUGAACGGCAUGCUUGUUUGUCACGUGGGUCAGUAAUUGACGUGAAGUCACCUGAAGUGUCGUAAUGAAGACGGUUGAGGACAUCUUGAUGAUUACACGAGGUCAGAAGGUCCACGAUGGAAAUAUAUCUUCGCUGGAAUAAUCAUUUGGAAUAUUCAUCAUAAGAAAACAGAGAAAUAUGUCUUUACUGUACGAAUAUUUUUUCCAAGAGUUUUAAAGUAAUUGCCCUGGCAAUGCAGAUACACAAGGAAGAAGUCACUAGGAAGAGGAAGCGGCUAAAACCAGAAGCUGUAGCACUGCAACAUGUCCGUAGUGCCACAGACAGCACAUGUUUUUUGGAGGCACGACACAUAAAUCAAAUAAAAGGUCGUGGUGUGUUUGCACUGUCCCCAUUUCAAAAAGGGGAUUUUGUUGUGGAGUACAGAGGAGAAAUGAUAGACUCUGCUGAAGCUCAAGCUAGAAGGAAUAAGUAUCAUCCAUCACAGGCAGUUUUUAUGUUUGACUUCUACUGGCAUGACAAACAAUGGUGCAUUGAUGCUGCUGUGGAAAAUGGAUCAUUGGGGAGACUGGUCAAUGAUGACCAUGUUAAUCCUAACUGCCGGAUAAAAAAAAUUGUUGCAGACGGAAAGCCACAUCUAGUCCUGUUUGCUUUACAAAACAUAGAGAGAGGAGACGAGAUCACAUAUGAUUAUGGUGGAAGUGAUUGGCCUUGGAGGGUUAAUGAAAAAAACCAGGAACUGGUGGAAAGUUCCAACACAAGGACCCAAGACGGCAAUGAGGUUUUCCCUUCGAUUCUGAAGGUUGAUGGUGCACAUUCUACCAAUGUGGGCUUUGAACAAAACAACCAGGAACUGGUGGAAAGUUCCAAUACAAGGAUACAAGACGGCAAUGAGGUUUCCGCUUCGAUUCUGAAGGUUGAUGGAGCACAUUCUACCAAUGUGGGCUUUGAACAAAACAACCAGGAACUGGUGGAAAGUUCCAAUACAAGGAUACAAGACGGCAAUGAGGUUUCCCCUUCGAUUCUGAAGGUUGAUGGUGCACAUUCUACCAAUGUGGGCUUUGAACAAAACAACCAGGAACUGGUGGAAAGUUCCAAUACAAGGAUACAAGACGGCAAUGAGGUUUCCCCUUCGAUUCUGAAGGUUGAUGGAGCACAUUCUACCAAUGUGGGCUUUGAACAAAACAACCAGGAACUGGUGGAAAGUUCCAAUACAAGGAUACAAGACGGCAAUGAGGUUUCCCCUUCGAUUCUGAAGGUUGAUGGUGCACAUUCUACCAAUGUGGGCUUUGAACAAAACAACCAGGAACUGGUGGAAAGUUCCAAUACAAGGAUACAAGACGGCAAUGAGGUUUCCCCUUCGAUUCUGAAGGUUGAUGGAGCACAUUCUACCAAUGUGGGCUUUGAACAAAACAACCAGGAACUGGUGGAAAGUUCCAAUACAAGGAUACAAGACGGCAAUGAGGUUUCCCCUUCGAUUCUGAAGGUUACAAAGAAACCAAUGAAUUCCUUAGUUCAGUACACAGACUCUGAAGUCAGCUCUGGACCAGAUUUUUCUUCUCCACAACCUGAUACGGUUUCAGAUUUACCAUGUAGCAGUAUACAGCAACUCAGUAGCAAAAGUACUGUGGAAGGAGAACAUGAGCUUAGAAGGCCAAAGCUUAGAAGGAUUAAAGGCAUUCCGAUGGAGGAGACUCUUCAUUGGUCUGAAGAGCUUUUUGACAGUCCAGAUGAAGAAAAUAUUCAAGCAGUUGUGCCACGAUUGAAGCGGACAAGAAGAAGUUUUGACUCAAGUACAGAUGAGGAUGAAGAUAACGUGGUACAUAAAACUGUGCCAAGACAUAUGAAGUCAAGAAGCAUUUUGGUUAAUCAGAAGAUUUCUGUUGGAACUGAAAAACUAAGUGAAUCAAGCCUGGACAGUGGAGAAGAAUAUGUUCCAUCCACAAGCGGGGAUAGUACAGAUAGUAGCAUGAGCCAAGAACUAUCAUUAAAAAGUCAAGCUGAUGCUACAGUAGGUCGUUCACUUCCAUGCAAGCGCAAAUUCAAGACACCUCUUGCUAAAUUCCAGGACAAUGACAGAAUUGCUGCUAUUACACACAUCCAACAUAAUGUUCCUGACAGCAACACAUCAAGUAAAGCAACAGUUGGAGAUGUAUCAGUACUUGUUCCUGCUGUCGUCAGAAAGAGUAAUGGAUCUCGAAUGUACAACAAGCGACAGUACUGCUUAUAUUGUAGUUCAGCGGUCCAAAAAAUGUCUAGGCACUUGGAGCGUGCUCACCUAAACGAGACUGAGGUUUCAAGAGCAUUGAGUUUUCCAAAGGGAUCCCGUCAAAGGAAAUUGCAGCUUGAAUUUUUGAGAAACAAAGGAAACUUUGCACAUAAUGCCGAAGUUAUAAAAACAGGGUCUGGAAUUCUUGUUCCCUUCAAACAACCAAAAGAAAAGUGUGAGGGUCAAGACUUCAUUCACUGUGUGUACUGUCAAGGGUUGUUUCUGAAAAGAGUGCUUUGGAGACACGUGCAGAGCUGUAAAUUCAAACCUAGUAGUGUUAAAUCUAAACCUGGAAAAACUAGAGUCCAAUCCCUCUGUGCGUUUGCUGAACCGGCACCCUCUGCGGUUAGUGAAAGUGUUUGGAAGCUGGUGAGCAACAUGACACAAGAUGAUAUCUCUUUUGAAGUAAAAAAUGAUCAGUGCAUCAUGGAGUUUGGAAAACAUCUAUAUAACAGGCUUGGAGCUGAUGUCAGCAAGCAUGAAUACAUUCGUCAAAAGUUGAGGGAGCUUGGUCGGCUGCGUUUACAUGGUAAAGAGGUUACACCACUGCAAACUAUCAAAGAUUAUGUCACACCAGAAAACUUCAUGUUAGCAGUUACUGCAGUAAAACACACAGCGGGUUUCAACGAGGAAACUAGCAAAUACAAAACCGCAACACUUGCUCUAAAGCUUGGACAUGGACUGAAAAAUGUGUCCAUGCUCCUUGAAACCGAUGCAAUGAUGAAAGGUGAUCAUGAUGGUGCAAAAGCGGCUCGUUGCUUUCGUCAGGUUUAUGAUGCCAGGUGGAAUGAGCUUAUAUCAGCCAAAGCCUUACAGGGUCUCACAGAGUCCAAGUGGAAUUCCCCACAGCUGUUACCUUUUACAGAAGAUGUAAGAACUCUGCAUUGCUACCUGGAUGACAAGCAGCGCCAGUUCUACAGUGACUUGACAUCAGAAUGCUCAUCUUGCAAUUGGGCUAACUUGACCAAAGUAACUCUUGCACAAGUUAUUUUAUUCAAUAGGCGUAGAGAAGGAGAAGUAUCCAAAAUGCUUGUUUCAACAUUCAUCCUAAGAGACAAAUCAGAUCCUCAUGAAGAUGUCAAUGUAGCUCUCUCUGAGCUAGAGAAAAGUCUCUGCAAGCAUUUUGUGAGACUUGAAAUAAGAGGUAAGAGAGGACGGAAGGUGCCUGUGCUCUUAACUCCUGCGAUGGUAGAUUCCCUUAAUUUGCUUGUGGAGAAGAGAAAAGAAUGUGGAGUGGCUGAUAACAACUCAUACAUUUUUGCACGGCCAUAUGCAAUGUCCCACUACAGAGGGUCAGAUUGCAUUCGUGACUUUGUGAAAGCUUGUGGAGCCAAGAACCCCCUCUCACUCACCUCUACAAAGCUCAGAAAGCAUGUUGCUACACUCUCAAAAGUACUCAAUCUCAAUGACACGGAGCUUGAUCAACUAGCAGAUUUCCUUGGACAUGAUAUCAGAGUCCAUCGCCAGUUCUAUCGCUUACCUGAGGGCACUCUCCAGCUUGCAAAGAUCAGUAAGAUUCUCAUGGCCCUUGAGCAGGGGCGUUUAUCGGAGUUUAAAGGAAAGACCCUAGAUGAUAUCAACAUCUCCCCGAAUGAGACAAUCCUGUGUGACAAAGAAAUCCAAGAGACCAGGCUGGAGGAGACCAGGCUGGAGGAGACCAGGCUGGAGGAGAACAUGCCAGAUUCUGUGGUGAGCACACGAUUGUCCAAUGUGACAUCUCAAAAUGAAAAUCAGCAUCCAAGGAACAAGGAUUGUGUUGAGGACACAACUGAGUCACCAUGUGCUUCAGGCAGUCGGAUGCGAAAUUACACAAAGAAAAACUCUCAAGCUAUGCAAUUAUCAUCUCCAAAAAAGGGUCGCAAACCAGUCAAGAAGAAGAAUUGGCAGAAGGUGGAGGUUGAUGCAGUUGAAAAACACAUGAUGCACUUCAUUGAAUCCUGUCGUGUUCCAGGAAAGGCUGCCUGCGAUUUGUGCCUCAAAUCUGAGCCGGAAGCCCUAAAACAGAGGGACUGGCUGGCUAUUAAAUUUUACAUCAAAAACCGGAUAUCUGCUCUAAAAAGAAACAUAUGCUCCUGAGCUGCAAGUAUCAUUUGUAAAUGGCUAAAUGUUAUAUGGUCAGAUUUUAGGGAAUUUUAAAUGUUUUUCCAAAUUGAAUGUUUUCAACAUCUGGGCAAAAUGUGGUUUUAAAAUCAGCCUUUUUAGUUCUAAAGGUAAACUAAUUCUUCAGUUCCAGCUUGUUCUUUUGCCGUCUACAGUUAUAGACAAGUGUUUUUUCUGUCCAUUUAUGUCGUUAUGAGCGACAGUGUUACAUCGUUACAUAUGAUUAAAUAAAACGAAAGGUUACAGCAACGUUUUUUUGUCUAAUGUAUUAUCUCAUGAAAAACUGGUUUAAUGUUUAAUUGUCUUAAAGCAACACCAAAGAUUUUUUUACCUUAAAAUAAUGUUUACAAAAAGUUUGUCAUUCAUCCACUCGAAACAGGGUGAACGGCACUUUCACAUUCGCUUUGCAGCCCUCUAUCGGCCAAAACCGCCCUAAAGAAGUUUCCAACCAUCGGGAUCGCAGUCCUGUAGUUCGAGUGAAAACUACAAAAACUUGCUUUACGGGCAGACCUACAAUCCAAUAAGAGCCAGCUUUGCUGCAGUAUUUACGACAGUGGUAAUGGACAAUUAUGCUUCUAACCUGUAGGGGGAGCAAAUAGCAAAAACUCUUUUUGCUUUAACAUGGAAAUGUUAUAGACGGUUUAAGCAGUAACAACAAAAACAAGCGGCUCUCGCGGUCCGCACGUAACUUCCGGUAAACUCCGCUAAUAAUAAAUAACCACAAAGUACUUUAAACGUAGUUUAUUUAUAUAACAAGCAAAAAAAACAACACAUGGAUUACCUAGGAAACCAAAACAUUUGUUAUUUUCGACGAGGCAUUUGUUCAAGAGAUAAGUUUAGCAACUAGUCAGACCAUUAAAAAAACGAAAGCGGAACGUUUUCAAGACGUUUAUCACGUGCGUCCGAUGAAACCUUCUAUACAUUAACUACACAUACUUGCUUGUGAUUUCACAGUCAUCGGGUCCUGGAAAGUACUAAAAAUAAGAUAAGUGGUGUUGUUAAAUUUUUAUAUGUUUUAAUGUGUUCUGGUCUUGCCUGGUUUGAAACAAAGCAUAAAACAUCAAAGAGAAAUGUCCCACAAAAUAGGGUGUAUAAACCUGUAAAUAUACAUUAAUAUGUAUGUAUGAGAGGCAAAUAUCCAAAAGCAUCUUAAUAUCAACUCAAAUGCUGUUUACUUUGUUCAAGUGAUACUGUGAAGUAAAGGAUAUAGAUUUUUAUUCAACUGAAAGACAAUGUGCAAAGGGCCCCACAACUAAUGAAUAGUAAAUGCAUGGCCUCACGAAGUAUGUAAAACCUGAAGUGUGUGUAGGUGGACCCACAAGGAAGGAAAACCAGUUUGGGAUCCCACAUGUGACGGCCCAGUCAGGUCUUGUGCAAAAGUUCUUAAAUUUGAGAUUAUCAUGUGAGAUAUGUGUUGAUGAAUGUGUUCUGACCUUGCAUGAUUUUUUUAAGAAGCGUACCUCUUCUAGAAAGGGUGGAUCCCACAAGUGAUGUCCCAGUCAUGGGGCCUCGCAAAGUAACAAAAACAAGGAUGUGUGUGUGUGUGUGUGUGUGUGUGUGUGUGUGUGU
Paramisgurnus dabryanus is the source of this 6205-nucleotide messenger RNA. The record is from RefSeq and is a predicted model, not a curated record. Lineage: Eukaryota; Metazoa; Chordata; Actinopteri; Cypriniformes; Cobitidae.